UCGUGGCUCCAGAAACCGAGUCGUAAGCUUGUUUCCAACUAAGACCAUGGCUGAUCUACAGAUAAAACAAAAGUACCACAUAGCUGUUCUACUUGUUGUCAUCACUUCAACGUUCUCCGGUAAUCCAGGAAUUGAGUUAAAAACUGCUCCAGCACCCGAUAGCUCUGCACCUCCACCAGUUAUUCACGUUAUAGUUGGGGGCAGAGCGCAACUCCCUUGCAACAUUACCCCGCCCACCAUCGAGGAUUCGGUUUCGCUUAUACUGUGGUACAGAUCGGACAUCAACGCCCCACUGUUCACCGUGGAUUGUAGAAGUGGAUCUUUAGAUAAAGCAAAGCAUUUUUCAUCAGAUUUUCUUGGCCAAAGAGCACACUUCGACUUACGUACAAGGCCAGCAUUGUUGACAAUAGAGCCAGUUAAAGCCGAGGACCUUGGAGAAUAUCGCUGCAGGGUAGACUACCGUUGGGCGAGAACGCUAAACAACAACGCCAUCUUGUAUGUAGUUGUUCCUCCAAGGGAUGUUGUGAUUUUGGACGAAAAGCUCCAACCUCUCCACAGAGUGAUAGGACCUUACAACGAAGAUUCGGAGAUAAGACUCAAAUGUCUAGCUAGAGGAGGAAGACCUUCCCCAUUCGUCAGCUGGUGGAGAGAAAUGCAACUUCUCGACAGAGAACACGAGAAGGAAGAUGGUGAUGAGGUGAUGAAUGAGCUCGUGAUUCGACGACUUGUCAGGAAUGAUCUGAACGCGGAGUUGCUGUGCCAAGUGUGGAACUCGAACCUUACAUCCUCCAUUGUUGCUGCUGUAUUUCUGGACUUGAACUUGAAGCCGCUGGACGUACGAAUUCUAACGACUGAAGCCCACUAUAAAGCUGGAUGGAAGUACGCUUUUGAGUGUAGAACCAGAGGUUCGAGACCAGAACCUCGUAUAAGCUGGUGGAAAGAUUAUAUCCUACUGGGACAUCACCUAACCAACGUUUCUCAUCAACCUAAUAUUAGCAUAAGCACCUUGGUUAUUGCGCCAUCUAGUGACGACCACGGAAGAAACUUGACUUGCCGUGUUGCAAAUCCCAAGUUAUCAUUCAGCAGUUUAGAAGAUUCUGUCACCUUGAAUGUGUAUUACAAACCACAAGUCCGCGUCUCUCUUCAAGGCGGUCGAACCUCCCAAGCUGUGUACGAGAACGAUGAUGCUUUUCUCAAGUGCAGCGGGAAGGGGAACCCAUCAAUUACAGCAGUAUUUUGGUAUUUCCAGGGGCAGAAAUUAAAGAACAACCCCGAGGAUGGAAUAAUCAUUAGUAAUCAGUCUCUUUGGCUUCAGAACGUGCGGAGAGAACAGAGUGGCUUUUACCGAUGCUCGGCUGUAAAUUCUGAAGGUCAAGGGGAAAGUGAAGACUUGAAAUUGAAUAUCAAAUAUAAACCGAUAUGCAAACAUCAGCACCCAAAAUUCUAUACCGCUAUGAUUGGAGAAACUGUACGAAUCCAAUGUGACGUCGAAGCCGAACCUGAUGACGUCAUAUUUUUCUGGAGAUUUAACAAUACAAAGCAGGUUCGAGAAAUCCUUACACGUGCACGGUUUAGGCUUAGGAGCAUAGUAGAGUUUGCACCUAGAGAUCACAGUGACUUUGGAACUAUUACUUGCAGAGGGAAAAAUGCUGUAGGAAUCCAGAAAGAUGCCUGUAAAUACGUUCUUAUUUCAGUAGGGCCACCCGAAAAAGUAACCAACUGCACUUGGUUACACGAUACCAGUGAUUUUGUACAUGUGGAGUGCAAACCGGGCCACGACGGAGGACUUCGACAACAGUUUCAGCUCGAGGUGUACAAUGCAGAGUGGAAACAUUUACAAAUCAACCUAACAAGCCACAAGAAACCAGUUUUCCAAAUCCCUGGCGUGGCUCCUGGAGCAUCUCUGGUACUAGUGAUAUACGCCAUUAAUGCCAAAGGGAGAAGUCCUAUUGUAGAGAUGAACAUUCAGACCAGUCUGUUCGCGGAAAGACACUUUGAGUUUUUCAUCAUCAAUGCGCAAUAUUGCAUAACAAAUCGAAAACUUCUUAUAUUCACACUAAUACAGAAGGGAACUAUUCCACAGGAAAAACUUGACAACAUUUGGGACUUGAAACUAUUCAUACUACUGGAGAAGGGAACUAUUCCACAGGAAAAACUUGACAACAUUUGGGACUUGAAACUCGGGCUAUGA
Messenger RNA from Limulus polyphemus (Atlantic horseshoe crab), 2191 nucleotides. RefSeq names its product hemicentin-1-like. The record is from RefSeq and is a predicted model, not a curated record. Gene Ontology annotation, molecular function: protein binding. Lineage: Eukaryota; Metazoa; Arthropoda; Merostomata; Xiphosura; Limulidae. The coding region runs from base 47 to 2191 and encodes 714 amino acids. The transcript has 10 exons.